Molecule: messenger RNA, 4073 nt
Organism: Chinchilla lanigera (long-tailed chinchilla)
Lineage: Eukaryota; Metazoa; Chordata; Mammalia; Rodentia; Chinchillidae
Exons: 2
Coding region: 1505-2107 (200 amino acids)
Source: RefSeq, a predicted model, not a curated record
AGCCUGAGCUGCAUAGCGAGACCCUGUCUCAAAAAAAACAAAACAAAACAAAAAAACCCAUACUGACUCUUUCAAAUGCCUAACCCUACCUGACUGCCUAUUCUAUCUAAUUCAGCUGCCUACAACACAGCCACUAAAAAUUUCCAGAAGUGAGAAAAUGACAUUUCUAGCCAAACCGGGGUUAUUCCUAAUGGCUGCAUUGCAAGCUUCUGUCUUUUGCCAGCUUCGCUUGGGGCGUGAGGCUGCCGAGAGAGGGCGUCUCCGGCACGGGUCCUGGGAAGCUGCAGGACUUCCUUGACCCUCCUGCUCAGGACCCUGUGGUAUUUGAGCACUGAUAUGUAUUGAAAUGUAUGACUCCGUAUAAGCGCAGAGGUAACUGGCACUGACUGGGACAUCGCAGGCAGUGCAAUCUGUGACACGGCUUCAAGGCUGGACGUGGUUCUAAUCCUGGAGCCCAGGCCUGAAGGAAUCUCACUUGCUAAUCAACUCAGUGUGUUUGUUUACCGUCCCUGUGUGCUUAGCUGCAGGGAGACAGUCCUGGAUUUUUGUCUUCCUUCCACGGGCGCCUGCCAGGCAGUGUGUGUGCUGUCAGUCUGUGCCAGGGCUGUGGAGAGCGUUUCCACCCGAGGCAGAUGGGUUGGCGAGCGGCGCCCUGGGGAGCCCUUCUCCAUGGAAGCAUUCCUGAAGGCAAACGUGGAUUGGAAAACUCCGAUCUAUGAAGGCAGUCCCAGAAUGCGCCGAUUUCAUAGCUCUGAUCACUUGAAACCGGCAUCUGGCAGUGGGUGGCACGUGUGGUAUGCGUGGCAUUGCAAACCCUGGGCUGCCAGUGGCGUCCCAAGGGCUCGCCCAGCGCCCCUGCUGGCGUGCCUUCCCUCCAACCCAGGGUCUUCUGCCUGAGGCGCCAUCGGCAGUGUCUGUCCUCUGGGAGACCGACGGCGCCCCCUGCACAUGUUGAGCUCCUGACGGAACCUCUGGGGUUCACUCCUCAUGUGCCAGCGGGUGUCUGCUCCUCACGGGAGGGUGGCUGGUGGGUGGCAGGGCUCAGGGGUCUGCAGGGAGGGCAGGGAGAACCCCGCCCGAACCUCGUGGCACACAGGGCCUCGGGGAGACCUCCUGGAGAAAGAGACGCUGCUGCCAAGGAGACGAGGAGCAUGGAAGGGGGUGAGGGAGGCCCGGCAGAGGCUGCUCCUGCGGCCUCAAUACCCGCCCGGCCCUGGCCGCCCGCCUCCACAGAAUCUCUGGUCAGCAGAGACACAAAGGUGACAGGGAUGACCGGGUGUCUGAUCCCCAGACACGUGCAUGUGCGCCCAGGUAUGCAUGCGUGCGCACACACACAGAGCGGUCACCGCCCUCCCACAGGUUGGUACUGGGGCUCCCGGGAGGAGGGCUGUGCGGGCUCAGCCAUCCCAGGCAGGCUUCCGGUUCUGCUCCCAGACUGGCUUUGCUGCGUUAUUCUCUCUGACAUCCGAAGACGUCACUCUGAGCACUGGGUCUGCGCAGCUCUAUGCCGCUCUGCAGAGCCGAGCCCAGGAGAUGCGCUGACGCUGAUGAGACCGGCUGCUGUGGCCCAGGCCUCUCGUCCACCCCCUGCAGGGCUCCGGAGAGGGCACCCUGCCACGUUUAUGUCUGCUGCCUCUUGCACCCCAUCGUGGCCACAGUGGGGUGUAACCGCCCCUCCACGGCGGGGUCGAUGGCCGGCAGACCGGAGUCACAGGAGAGGCGUGGCCAGGAGAGAUGUGAAAGCCGUGGACAGAGCACAGCUGGUGACGGGCUGGAGACAGGCCCAGCUGGCCGUGCUGUGCGGGGCCGGGCAGGGGAGGCCACGUCCACACAGGGAGCAGUGGGGAUGGCCUGCAGGGGGCGGGCCCCAGAGAAAGCAAGGAGAGGCCGCGUGUCCCUGGACAUCUUGACGGGACACGGGACGGAGGCACAUGCGGGAGCCCUGAGCAGGGGCGGGGCAGCAGGCACAGCCCUGAGGCUGCAGGGAAGAGACUCGGCCCAUCCUGGCGCCGUGCGGCUUGAACCCUGCACCCCUGGAGUCCUGUGGAGCUGGCCCGGCCCCCAGAGCCCUGGUCUCUAUGCCUUCGGGGCCGUGCGCUUACUGUGACGCCACUGGCCCCACUGGCCCUCGGCGGGCGCGACCAGACCGCCUGCUCCGGAAACGGCAGCCGUCGCUCCGCAGGCCAGUGACCGGCGGGUGACUCGUUCGGCAUCCAGGAAUCGGGGUUUUGGCUGCCCCAUGAGCAGGAGACCCCGACCCCCGAUUCAUUCUCUGACUCAUCCACACUGGGCACAUAAGAAAGCGCCUUUCUGUGGAUUAGUUCCUGCAGGGCCGGCUUCCUGGUUCUGUGUCCAGGAGCACACGUUUCUGGUUGGUAUUCAUGCCUGCGGUGGUCAUUAACCCAGCUGUCACCUGGGUCCACCACACCACUGCCCGCUCUCUGCUCAGCCUGGACCUCAGCAUGGGGACAGCGUGCCUGCUUCUGCUGCACGCCUGGGGCCGUAACCCUUGAGCCCGAGUCUUUCUCCUUGGGAUGCUUCGUAGUUUAUUUUCCUUUCCGCUGAAGCAGGAGCAGGAUGGAGAAUGCAUCACCUUCCCAUGUGUGAAAUGCUCCUCGCCGAGGCCGUGGCCGGGGACCCUCAUGCAGUGUGGCCCCGUGAGUUGGUGGGCGGUGGAGGAGGGGCUGCGGGGGUGGCGCGUCCUCUGCCUCAGCUUCUUCCCGGUGCUCCGCACGUCCCUCUGCAGGUUUUCCUCGCAAGCACAGGUCCCCUUUCCAGCGGAGGGCGAGGGCAUCCCCACCCCUCUGCGCCUCCGUGGCGGGCUGUGCGGUGGGCAGGCACGCCCCCGGAGUGCUCGUUUCUCCUGCGGAGCCUUGCAGGUGUCCCCAGGUGACCGUGCCCCUGGGAUUUCUGCGUCUUUUCACGUCAGGACGGAGCGUGCUUUCCUGUGCACGCCACCGUUUCUCAGGCGGCCCCACUUUACAGGGGCCCAAAAGCAACUCACAGUCAGGAGAAACCGUGCUUCCCAGGUGGAGUGUGACCUCUUUUGUGGCCGCAGUGACCACGCUGGGCACAGCUCCUGGUCAGCCCCUCGGUGGGGAGGGGACGGACAAAUCUGGCCCUGUGCAGGGACCCGCACACAGCCCAGGAGCCCGUAGGCCGGGCCUGUGCGUACUUUCCCACUUAGGGUAUUUUGACCUGUGGCGAGGUUGGGGGCCAGCUGCAGAGAUCACUGUCUCAUUUCUCUUGAGCUUAAGCUUGGGUCUCUUGCUCCUCAUUUCAUCCAACGCCCAACCUCUGUCUCUGCCCUCUGCUGUGGCAUGCCCGAGGGCCACUCCCUGGCACCUUGGCUGAACCCUCCAUGUUUGGUCUGUCUUGUGCCCACUGUUGGUGUUUUCUGGAUUCUGUUUCCCCUCUGUAGCGCAGGAAGUUCUUGGAAGCAAGUUUCUGAGUCUCGGUGGCUCGGGCUCUUUGGCGCCCCCCAGCAGUCCUCGAUGCUUGUACUGCACGGUGGUCAGGGGCAGACGGUGGACCGCGGCCACUGCUUGGCCUGCAUCAAGGGCUCCUUCUCGGCCCUGCCCGUGUUUCCUUUUGUGGAUGGCUGGGCGCCCAUGGGAAGAGCGUGACAUUUCUAUGUGCUGAUUGCAGUCCUGAAGUGAAACGGGACUACCGGGCCCUCUGCGUCCUUGUUUGUGUUAGGCGCCCGGCCCAGGGGUGCGUCUGUGCCUGCGGGUGUGUCCUGUGUGCAGGCGACACGACCCGGAGCACACGCGUCGGACCCUGCCCGUCACAGCCGCGUGGACCCUCACAGCGUAACCUUCCCGGCCCACUCCUUGCUUUUUAAUUGUGGCAAAGUUCACAUAACAUAGCAUGUACAACCCAGCCACCUUGCGGAAGCAGCUAAGUGGUGCUGAGCGUAUUCGCGAUGUGAGUGACAUGUCAGAGCUCUUCUCGUGGAGGAACUGCAGCUCUGGGCCGGUACAGUACAGCUCCUGGCCUCCUCCUUGUGCUUGGCAGCUGCCGGCCCCAUCCCAGCUCUGUGAUUUGAACUACUCCAGCACCUUCUUUUUUUU